This is a messenger RNA of Cladophialophora immunda, 1581 nucleotides long. RefSeq lists its product as uncharacterized. The transcript is spliced from 7 exons. The record is from RefSeq and is a predicted model, not a curated record. Bases 1 to 1581 code for a protein of 526 amino acids. Lineage: Eukaryota; Fungi; Ascomycota; Eurotiomycetes; Chaetothyriales; Herpotrichiellaceae. Gene Ontology annotation, molecular function: heme binding; oxidoreductase activity, acting on paired donors, with incorporation or reduction of molecular oxygen; monooxygenase activity.
AUGUCCAACCUGGUGCUGGCCUCCAUCGCAGUUCUUGUUCUUGUGUUUGCUCGAUAUGCUGCUGCCAGUCGUCGACCUCGAGGAUUUCCGCCAGGGCCACCAACAUUGCCAGUGAUUGGCAAUCUGCACCAGUUUCCUCUCAAAAAGCCUUUCAUCAAAUUUCAUGAGUGGAGCAAACAGUACGGCCCUGUAGUGGGCCUCAAGCUGGGUCCUCAAAACGUUGUUGUACUGAACAACUACAAGAGUGUGAAAGAACUCUUUGACAAACGUGGAGCUAUCUACUCUAGCCGUCCUGAUAGUUAUGUGGGCAAUGAACUUCUCUGUCCCAACGAAACACACAUCCUCCUGGCUCCCUAUGGUCAGGGCUGGAGGGCCCUUCGGAAGGCAGUCCAGGCCAUGUUGAAUGUGACGGCCGUGGACGGACUCUUGCCAGUUCAAGAAGCGGAAGCAUCGCAAACGUUGUUUGAGCUGAUGACGACCCCGGAGCAGUGUUUCACGCACAUUCGCCGCUAUUCGACCGCGGUCAUUCUGGCAUCGGUGUUUGGCCAGAGAGGCGCGAGCUACGAGGCCCCCAAGGUCCAAGCCCUCUAUCACGCGCAGGAGCAAUUCACCGAGAUCCUGGCCCCCGGAGCCACACCACCCGUGGAUCCCUUUCCGUUCCUCAGAUACGUCCCGGCAUUCUUGGCCCCUUACAAACGCUGGGCGGCGGAGAUUCGACAGGAGCAACGGACACUGUAUUCCAACUUGCUCAAUGAGACGGUGGCGCGAGCUCGAAGGCAGGACCGGAUCCCUUGCUUCAUGGACAAGCUCCUGGAAGGGAAAGAGAAGAGCGGGCUUCACGACGAGCAGAUUGUAUACACCGGGGGGAUUUUGAUGGAAGCAGGGUCUGAUACCACAUCCUCAACUCUCCACUCGUUUGUACUCGCCAUGAUCAAGUACCCCGAGGUCUUGCAAAGGGCACAGAAAGAGCUAGACGACGUGUGCGGGGCCUCAAAGUCACCCAGCUCCCAAGAUAUCAGGAACCUUCCCUACAUGCAAGCAGUCAUGACAGAGACACUGCGAUGGAGACCAGUGGCACCAAAUGGCGUCCCUCACAUGUUGAUCCAAGACGACACCUAUGACGGCUACUUUCUUCCCAAAGGCACCAUCGUGUUUGCCAACACCUGGUCCAUCCACCAAGACAUAUCGGAGUACGACAGACCCGAGGAAUUCAUGCCCGAGCGGUUCCUCGACGACAAGUUCGGCAGCAAGAGCAACACCCAGACUUCGCGCGACGACGACGAGAAUCACCGAAGGGUGACUUACAGCUUUGGGGCUGGGAGGCGCGUCUGUCCCGGCCAGCGCCUCGCCGAGAAUUCCCUGAUGAUCAACAUGUCCAAGAUGGCCUGGGCCUUUGACAUCAAAGCCGACCUGGCGGCACCACCGCUGGACCCGAACGUGGAGACGGGGUACUCUGACGGCUUCGUGUUUGGGCCCAAUCCAUUCUCGGCCUCGUUUUCGAUCCGAUCGCGUCAGCACGAGGAGACCAUCCGGAGAGAAUACGAGGAGGCAAAGACGUUUUUCCAGAAGUAUGAAGACUAG